Acaulospora colombiana is the source of this 654-nucleotide messenger RNA. The record is from the annotation of a GenBank genome assembly. Lineage: Eukaryota; Fungi; Glomeromycota; Glomeromycetes; Diversisporales; Acaulosporaceae.
AUGGGUGAUAACAAUAAAGAAUUUCGUAAAGACCUUUACGAUAUCAUUAUUAAACAAAUAUCUCGAAACAACGAGGUAAAAACUGCCCAUAAAUGCAUCGAAACACUAUGCAGAGUCGUAACCAAUAUAUUGGACGACCCUAAUGAUGAAAGGAAACGCAAACUGAAGGAAACAACCAACACAUUCCAAUCAACUAUACGUGGAGCCCAGGGUGGCGUCGAAUUUCUUGUAAGACUUGGAUUCAGGUCUAGAGUAAUUAACUUUGAAAAAUUCUAUGUCUUGGAACUUUCAAUCACCGAAGACUCUCCUGACAUGGAAAAACUUAAAGUAGCUCAAGAAUUACUCGCUGACUUCUUGAAGAAAGUUAAAGAACGUGCAGAAUUAGUUUCUAAUAUGCAAGCCAAAGAAAAAAUUGCAGAAGAGUUACAGAAGAAAGCAGUGUUAGAAAAGAUUGAAGAGGAUAGAGAAAAUCGUGCAGCCGCCCGUGAAAGACUCAAAACGAGAAGACAACACCAAAAAGAAACACAAAUAGUUGACGAAGAAUCGAAUUCUACUUCGACUAAUGACCAACCACUACAGCCGGAACAAUUUUACAAAACUUAUCAUCAUUCGCACUACCGCCAGCAUGAUCAUGAGGAGCAAGAUGAGCUUUAG